Molecule: messenger RNA, 1959 nt
Organism: Microthlaspi erraticum
Lineage: Eukaryota; Viridiplantae; Streptophyta; Magnoliopsida; Brassicales; Brassicaceae
Source: the annotation of a GenBank genome assembly
AUGAACAAUUCGAAGCUGUUACUUCCAAUCCACAAGAAACUUUUGACGCCUUGGAAUGAUCUCCGAAAAGGUGAUUGCUGCGGCCGCAAAUUCGAAGUUGUGAGUGAUGGCUACUACUCUGAGGAAACUGAUUUUUUCGCCCACAAGAAAUGUGCUGAGUACAGCUUCGAAAGAGUUUCACACCCAUAUCACUCCAUCCACCCUCUUUCCCUUGCUAGUGCUCCAGAGAUAUCUGUCAGAUGUACCUUAUGUGGAAUGAGGAUCUGGGAUGUAUAUUAUUCUUGUCAGCUCUGUGACGUCUACAUGCAUCUCUACUGCGCUAAGUACCCACCACCAGAGGUAGUUGACAUUUCCGAUAAGCAUAGCCACAAACUAAAGCUCCUAAAGGCGUGGAUCGAGUUCACCUGCGGUGCUAACUGUGGGGAGGAGGGUGAUGGGUUUCCAUACAGGUGCGGUGAAUGCGAGUUAAGCUUCCAUGUGGGUUGCGUAAGGCACACGUCAGAGGUAAACCACUCUUGCCACCCUUCACACCCUCUAAAACUCUUCAGGGGUGCACCACCUGAUUACACUGGUGGUAAAUGUACUCUGUGUGGGAAAGGGCUUGAGGAGUUGUUUUAUCAUUGCUCCACUUGUAACUUCAGCGUGGAUCUAGAUUGUAUUCAUCAGCCGCCACCAACCCAUCUUCUUAACUUGAAAGGCCAUGGUCACAAACUCACCCUUGUGCCUAGAGUCAUGUCCUUUACUUGUAAUGGAUGUGGGUUGAAAGGAGACCGAAGCCCUUAUGUCUGCGUUCAGUGUAACUUCGUGAUUCACUUGGACUGUUUCUUAUUUCCACGCCUCAUAAACAUCAACCGACAUGACCAUCGUGUUUCUUUCACUCCAGUUCUUGGUGUCUUGGAUUUGGUAUGUGGUGUUUGUCGUAAGAAAAUGGACUGGAGUUGCGCGGGUUAUUCCUGUGUGAGUUGCCCUAACUAUGCCGUUCAUUCAACUUGUGCUACAAGAGAUGAUGUAUGGAAUGGGAAAGAACUCGAAGGAGUAGCCGAAGAAGUUGAAGAUACAGAUCCAUACAAGCUAAUAGAGGAGGGCGUAAUACAACAUUUCAGCCACGAAGAACAUCACUUAAGACUCAACAAAGAUGGUGUUGUUCUAUAUGACGUUAACAAGCGGUGCAAUGCAUGCACACAUCCUAUCGUUCUACAAUCCUUCUACAGCUGCACUGUUUGUGAUUUCUUUUUGCAUGAAAGCUGUGCUCAGUUGCCAAGAAAGAGGCGACAUGUACUACACAACGACCAGCUAACUUUAGAUACUGGCAAUAGUCUAUUUGAAUGUGUUGCUUGUGGAGUGUUUUGCAAUGGUUUCAGAUACGUGGAUGGCCAUAAGAUAUUUGAUCUACGUUGCGGUUCAAUAGUGGAGCCGUUUAAACAUCCAAGCCAUCCUCAACAUCCCUUGUUUCUCCUUACAGAAGAAGAAACAGCAAUCUGCAGUGGCUGCAACGAGCUGGCGUCUCCGGUUCUCAAAUGCAUUGAAGAUAACUGUGGAUUCGUCUUGGACUUCAAGUGUGCUACUCUACCGCAAGUUGUAAAGCAUAGAGUAAACGCUUAUCCUCUCUCACUUUGCUACGGAGAAAAGGCAAAGGAGGCAAAUGGUAAAUAUUGGUGUGAGAUUUGUGAGAAAGAAACCAAUGCAAAGACAUGGUUCUAUACGUGUAGAGAUCACUGUGCUAGUCUGCAUGUAAAUUGUGUGGUAGGAGACUUGUCAGGUCUCGUUCUAGGAAGACCACUAAACCAAGACCGCAUAACAUAUGAGGUGGUCCUCAGCACUAGUAUGACUCGCCCAAGGUGCUCGGCAUGCUUCCGCACUUGCUUGUACCCUAGCAUAAUGAUAACCUUGCCAGGUGAAUACUCUUGUUCUAUUGCGUGCACUUUAAAAAUUUGGAGGAAAAUAUUUAUGUAUUGGUGA